AUGGGACGAUGUGUGGUGACGUUGUUUUGUAUUUGUUCGGCUCUUGCCAUCGAGGGAGCGUUUAAUGAUGGCGAUCAGGUGAUGAUGUACGUGAACAAGGUUGGCCCUUACUUCAACCCGCACGAGACGUACCACUACUACCAGCUACCAGUAUGCCGGCCAGACAAGAUUGUCCACCGAAGCCUCACUUUGGGGGAAAUCCUGGAUGGUGAUCGAAUGGCAGAAUCAAUGUACAAGAUAGAAUUCAAAGUAAAUGUGGAGAAGAAGGUGCUCUGCACGGUGAACCUGUCAGCCGAGGACUUCAAGAAGCUGAAGGAAGCCAUUGAAGAUCUCUACUAUUUUGAGUUUGUUCUAGAUGGCCUGAGACUAUGGGGCUUCAUUGGGCAGCUGGAAGAAGGCUCCUUGAUCCCACACAAGCACAAACUGUAUCUAUGGACGCACCUCACCUUCAACAUUGAGUACAAUGGAAAAGAGGUGAUAUCGGCUAAUGUGACAGUGACGGACGGUGUGCCCUUGCUCCUGGAUGAGAUGGCAGCUCCGCUGGACAUCACCCACACGUACUCCGUGCGCUGGCUGCCCACAAACGUCACCGAGCGCGCCCCCCUCGGACUCUCCAAGGACGGACCUCGUGCGUUUUUCUUCCCGCAGACAUUGGAGGUCCAUUGGCUGUCUGUCAUAAAUUCCUUGGUGCUGAUCUUCUUGCUCCUGGGCUUUAUCGGUGUUAUCUUGACACGCGUCCUAAAGAACGACAUUGCCCGUUACAACUCCAUGGAGAGCAAGGCCGAAAUGGACGUGGAGGAGUAUGGCUGGAAGAUCAUCCACGCCGAUGUUUUCAGGUUUCCGCCUUACAAGAACCUCCUCUGUGCCAUUCUGGGUGUUGGCACACAGUUCCUCUGCAUUGCAGUCGGGGUGCUGCUCAUGGCCCUGCUUAGCGUGUUCAACGUGCACAACCAUGGUUCUAUGAACACCGCCAUCUGCGUCCUCUAUGCAUUAACAUCCUGCAUAGCGGGCUUUGUCUCCUCCAAGAUGUACCGUCAGAUGGGGGGAACCAACUGGAUCACUAACAUUAACCUCGUCUCCUGCCUUUUCUUUCUGCCUCUGUUCCUUGUGUGGAGUGUCCAGAACUCGACUGCCUGGGCUUACCACUCCACCCAGGCUCUCCCAGCGACAACCGUCGUGUUGCUCCUGUUAGUUUGGAUCUGCUGUGGCUACCCAUUGACCCUGAUGGGUGGCAUUCUGGGAAAGAACUGCGCGGGACCCUUCGAGGCUCCCUGCCGAGCCAAGCUGAUUGCGAGAGGAGUGCCACCUGUGCCGUGGUAUCACUCCCUGCUUGUCCAUUGCUUUGUGGGUGGCUUCCUGCCCUUCAGUGCCAUCUCGGUGGAACUGUACUACAUCUUCUCGACCGUGUGGGGGCGGGAGCACUACACGCUGUACGGCAUCCUCCUGGUGGUGGCGCUCAUCCUGUUCAGCGUGACGGCCAGCAUAGCGGUGGUGCUCACCUACUUCCAGCUCUCCUCAGAGGACUACCACUGGUGGUGGAAGGCCAUCUGCACCGGAGGGUCCACUGGUGCGUUUGUGUUCUUCUACUCGGCAUUCUUCUACUUCUUCCGCUCCAACAUGGGCGGAACCUUGCAAGCGGUCGAGUUCUUCGGUUACAGCAUCCUGACGGCAUACGUGUUCUUCCUCCUGGGCACCGUGAGCUUCUUUUCGGCGUACAGGUUUGUGCGCUACCUGUACAGCACCAUCAAGACGGACUGAUCUGCUGCUCCCCGUUUGCGCGACUGCUCUUGCUACUAGUUUUGUGGCUGCCUCCGUUGCCGACAGCACAGCGGCAGCUGCCAACUUGUUUGCUUAUGUGCAGUGUACUUUCGUGCACGAUCAACGCUGCCGUUACGCAGUUGUGUUUCUCGCGAUUGGGGCCGUGAGCUUGACUUUGAGAACUGCACUUUGCUACCCCAGUGUUCGUUGCCUGUGCCUGAUCUUUCUUUCUUCUUGGACUCUCAAGAGUGGGUCUAUUUGCAUUUUGUACAAGUGUGAAGGUAAAUUACUGAAAAGUGAAUACGAAGGAAAAACUGUACAUAUUUGAAAUCAGAUCAUUCUUUGUUGAUGCAUCACCGAGCGAUUGAAUAUGUUAUAGUGAAUUCAGUUUGCAGUGCAUAAGCAAAAUGGUUCUUGUGCAUUUUUUGGUGGUAAUGAAACUCUGCCAGCCAAAGUCCCUACCGUAGUGUUCUUUCAUGCACUUUUUCCAGUGCACUGUCGUCUUUCCACACGGUGCCAUCUUCUCUUGAAAUAGUACUCGCGAGGGUUAAAUCAGUCGUGCUGAUCUCUGGCAUAGUGGCAAUGCCUUAGUUCUGCACUGCACAAUCAUGGUAGAGUCCCUUGUUAUACUUGCACCGUGAAGUCAGUUGCGUUUUGAUAGUUCAGCUCAUGAAGUCUUUUAGUAUCUCAUGGGGCAGGUAACAAGCCUGAAACAUUGUGGCCUUUCUCUUCCUUUCCUUAGUUACUAUUGAAAGGCUCAAGCUUGGAACUGGAAAGUGACUCUGUUUUCGUAGGAACAGUCUUGUGAAUGAGUUGCAGAAACAUUGAUUCUAAUAUAGGGCAUUUUAGCGCUCAUAGCGACUUUCCUUUAGUGUCAUAGUGCACUGUUGGCUGUAAGACGUAUGUUUUGAUUUUGUGCUGGCCUCAUUGUAACUGACACACAAUGGGCUAACCCGUUUGUAGAGCUUGCCAAGAUUUACUAAUUAUGUUGCUAACAUUCGAAAUUUAUUGGAAGUUAAAAAGUUCCUAUCAUUACGAACUUUAGGCGAUAGUAAUUGAAGUGCACCAUAUUAUGAAGUGAAAGACAGCAGAGCUAUACAAGAUGCCUCUUAUUUCGGUGUUCACUCUCUUGCUACUUAACUCGGUGGUAAAGGGAAAGUGUGUUUGUUUUGCAUUGUCAUUAUUCUCUCAAUACUUUGUGCCCAUGCAAUCGUGAAAGUGUAGCUGGUUUCAAACCAUAUACAAUGAGGUGCAAAGUUGUUCAGAACUUUAGACUGUAUUGUGGUCAGGGCCAAUCCUUUAAGUCAAGUCUGUGAACACAUGGUUCACCUGUAUGGUCUUGCUCUAAUCGCAUAGUGUCUCCAGAAAUUAACUUCAAACGUUAUCGGCACUUAAUUUCGCACAUCUUUUUACUUUUUGCUUCACGACGGAACUUUUGCUGCAAGUCGGUGCAGCCUUGUAUUAUUUGGGGCUCGCCAUUAAGGCUGCAUUUGAAAAGCCCCAGGUUUCUUUCUAUAUAGUGCGAGCAUAGAACUUUCACCGAUUGGCUACAAUUAGUAACUGCGAAAGGUAUUGCAGACAGUUUAUGUAAUGUUCACAUUCCUUUCAUAAGAUGUGAUGCGGGACAAAUAGACAUCACCCUUUGCUAGCUCAUCUAGUUACUAAGGUGCAGGAAUGGUACUAAUUAUAAUAAGGCUUUCACUUAGCAGGAAAUUAACUUGCUAUUUUAUAAUGGAGAGUGAGCCUUACCUCUUUCUAACUUGUACAUAAAAUGUCUUCAUAAGGAAGCUGAAAGCCCACUUUAUUGUCUCAUUUUUAUACUUCUUUCUCACUUCUCCCUUUUCCUAAUUAGUGAAGUAAAAGCAGGACAAUUUGAAGUCUUUUCAUUCAAGUUGACAAAUAAUUGAAUUACAAGGCUGUUGUCAGUAAAUUUGUAUGUUUAUUAACAUGAAAAAAAUGACACCCAAACGUAACUUCUAACAUCGCACCCACAUAUCACCAUAUGGAAAAAAAAAAAACAUGUGACAUUGCACAAUGCUUCAGCAUGCCUUAAAAAUUUAGAAAUAGUGCAAUUACCAGUUUUACAGUACUAAGCAUGCAAAAAGACGAAACUAUGAAGCAGCCGGCUUUCGCAUCCUUUGCAGAUUGUACCUGUAAAACACGUUCAGCCCCUACGACCGUCGUUGAGUGGAGAACAGGCGGUUGAGCUGACUUGGGCUGCCUGCAUGUAAACACAGUGCCGACAAUGUCCCGUCCAGCAGCGUGGCAAGACUUACACUGUCGCACGGGUCAUUAGGCACCGUGUUCAAUGGAGUUUGCUUUAGUUAAAAGCCCGUUGUACUCAAAAUUUUAGGCCCCUCUGUAGAUCAAAUCGAGGCUCCGCUUUCACUGCAUAUUCAUUUAAAGUGCGAACUAAGCAGUGGCACCAUAAAAAGAAUGCUGCAGCGCGAGCGCUGGUGACCUUCUGGUGCCCUCGUUUUGUUUCCUUCUUGGGGUGCAGUGCCAUGACAUUUCUCUGGUUCGAAGAAACACUGUUUGUUAACCUUUCACUUCAACGCAAUCUGUGUUCUGAAACAGGCAACUCAGUGUUGCCAUACCGCAUCUGUAAAGUUUCUUUCACUUCUUUUUGGCAGUGCAUGUUCUUUGGUUGACUCGCGUAAUAUCGGUCGUAUUUAGUGCAAUAUUGCCUACCGUCGUACUGUUUCUCGUCGUCAUGCUGCACACACACACUCACUUGCAAGUUUUGAGUAGCACAGAAUGCAUUUUUUCGAGUCGGUAGGUUUCUCUUCUUAUUGAUUGAUUAGGUGUAAAUGGCGAAAGCUGGUUCAGCUGCUAUGUCUUCCCGUUCGUCUGCCGUGGUGGUUCUGGUCAUCCAAAGGCUUGAGAGAAGACGAAGAGCGUUGCGAUUUUUGAGGCCUUUGAAUUGCAGAAGAUACUGUAGUCCACAGCAUAAUUAGAAGUAUUUUUUUAACCCGUCAAGAGGCAACCCCAGUCUCUUAAAUAUGAAGUGUUACAACAGUUAGGCACGUAAUGCCAUUCAUUGUUUUGUGUUAAGUGUAUUUUAGCAUACGUAGCACAGACAACAGGUGACUUUUCUCUAUGUUCCAUCUGUGAUUUUGGGCAUCUGACCUAAGUUAUGCAGUACAGGCUGUGCAGUCCAGCAUAAAACCAUGCUUCUUUGUUUCAUGGUUUGUGACUGAUAUACACCUAACCAAGUAGCACCAAUGUUGCUUCUCAAUCUUUUCCAGAAAAUUGAGUUGUGGAUCUCCAUAUAGUGAUUAUCUGGGUGGCUCUAAAGUGUGGAAAGCCUGUUUCCUGGCAGGCAUUUGUUCGCAUGAAAUGUGUUUCUUGCUGCUUUAGUAGCCAAAAAAAGUACUACUCCCAACCUGUAAGUGCAAAUAAAACUUUAUUGCUUCGAGCUCCAUCACAAAUUAACCGUCCUCCCCAUUUCUGACGUAGCUUGUGCCCUUAGCAUCCAUCAGUAACUCCCUGACCAGUUACGAAGCCAACCACAUAUGCGAACCUUUUGCCGAGUUAUUUAUAAACAGUCAUAUAAACAUUCAUUCAUAGGCAAAACAUGCUGUAGUGUAUAAACUUGACCAAGAUGUUUAGAAGCAAAACAAGUUCAAUCUAUUCCGCUACAGUCGCGAGUUUCAUUACCAAGGUUCCCUAGUGUGCACACUGUUGUAAUCAGUGGUGUUUUAAUGUUCGUCACCUGAGCACACUUGAAGAACUAGUCACAUUAUGGAUCGAGUGAAAUGAUCAGGCCAUGGGCAUGUCAUGCGUACAUGGUUAUAAGAUGCGCGUGUGAUUUUGACGUAUAUUCGGGCAGUUGUGUUCACUUGUGCAGUCACUCAUUUUGCUACUUGUUGCGCAUGAAAGCAUGCGUGUUUACAUGGGAAUGUUGCGUUGUUAGCGUGCUAGCUAAUUGAAAAAAAAGAACUGUGAAAGUUGUGUUUCUUGAGCUGCUGCCUUGUGGUUUUAUGUACUGAUGACUGCAUGUUUAUUUAUUGUAUGUUUAGUGGUAAUAAAUUAUGUUUUUGUUUGCACAAA
Molecule: messenger RNA, 5811 nt
Organism: Rhipicephalus microplus (southern cattle tick)
Lineage: Eukaryota; Metazoa; Arthropoda; Arachnida; Ixodida; Ixodidae
Product: transmembrane 9 superfamily member 1-like
Biological process (GO): protein localization to membrane
Cellular component (GO): membrane
Source: RefSeq, a predicted model, not a curated record